AUGAUUAUUAGAUUAUCAUUUAUUCAUCUAGUAUUACUAAUAUGUUUUGUUAAUUUUCUAAUCUGUAUACCAACUAACAACACAAAUGUUACCGGUAAUACAACUGUUACUACUAUUACUACCACUAAUACAACAAUACCUACCACAGGUACUACUAGAACUAUUACUACUAAUGAGCCCAUAACAACUCAUGGUGUAAUUACAACAACAAAUAGGGAAACCACUGAAACACCAUUGACAGGAACAACUAUUAGUUCUUUGAGUAGUAACAUAACUAACUCAUCAAUAAUUUCACCAAAUUCUACAAACACUUCACUACAUUUCAAUAAUUCAUUCUUAAAUGAGACAAUAAAUACUACAGAGUUUAUACAAAGUACAACUUUGCCAACAGUUACAAAUAAUGAUAGAAAUAGAAGAACUAUUGAAUUUACCAGCACAACUUUAUCACCAUUAAUAAAACAUCAUAAUCAUUUAAAUAAAACUAAUAAUUCUUCAAUAAACUCAUUAAAAUCUAAAAACUUUUCAUCAAAUCAUUCCACUAAUUCAUCUCGACGACAUUCUAUAAAAGGAAGAGUUAUUUUAGCUACAACACGUGAAAAAGGUAGUAGAGUAUGGGGAUUAACUGCAACAAAAGCUGAAUUAGCUUGUCAUCGAUUUAUAACUAAUCGUAGAAUUACUUCACCAUUAAAUAAUCAAACAAACAAUGCAUCAAGUAAAAGAAAUCUUAAAGUAACUGAUUUAUAUCAAGGUCAUUUAUUAUCUGUUGCAUCAAAUGAUGAGAUUAUACACUUGGUAAACCUCAUGGGUACAGUACCAGUUGGAUCAUAUUGGACAGGGGGUAAAUUAAUAAGAUCAAGACAGACUGGAGUAUAUGGUGCAAACGCUACAAAGUGGAAAGUGAUGUUAAAGUGGUCGGAUGGUCGAACUGCUCCUGCAAAAAUAUUGGGUAUAACUGAUGAUGAUGCAAAUAAUCUUGCAGAGGGUAUGACUUAUUGUCUAUCAUUAGACAUUGCACGACUUACAUGGCAAGCUCGUGAUUGUGAACAUCGUUUGCCUUACGCAUGCUUGAUUACUAGACGAAAUGUUGUAAUUCAAACUACCACUAGUAAUUCAUCAAUAGUAGUUAAGACAUUACAAGAAAUAAAUGGUACACAAAUUUCUGCCCAUUACAGUCAUGUUAUUUCGAAAAGUCAUCAAACAGUACUCGGAAGUUCAAUUACAGUUAUUAACACUUCAGUAAAUACUAAUCACUCAGAGAACAGUCAAACUAUUCCGCCUUUACUGAAGCCCAUCAAAUCUACUCCAGCAAGCAUAACCAUAGCACCAAAUAAUACUGAAAAUUCAACUCUUGAGGCAAAUUUUAACGUCUCAUCUGAGAUUCAGAAUACUCCAUAUAUGGAUACCACAACCCCAUCUAGUUUACCUCCUGUGGUAACUGAGAAUAAUAAUUUUAACCGAAAUGGUAAAACCGUUUCUGAAUCAACGAUCCAAUUAAAUAAGCAGCUUGUGAAAUCUACAGAACCCGCCUCUGAAACUAACCAAACUUUCAGUGUUCCUUCUCGUCCUAAAGCUCAGGUAGUUGAUGAUGAUGAUGAUGAUAAUGAUGAUGAUGAGAACAGUGAUAAUGAUGACGAAAAUGAUAACGAUGAUGAUAAUGACAACGAUGAUGACAAUAGCAAUGGUCAAAAUGGUCCAUUUGGUUUGGGAGAUCUAAACUCGAUAUUGAGCCACAUUGAGACUUUACACACAACAACAACACCACCACCACCACCACCGGAAACUACUACUACCACCACUACUACUACUCCCACGACUACUAGUACUACUACGACAACUACUACUACUACUACCACCAGUAUUAUUACCACCCCGGCUACCACUACUAUUACUACUGCUACUACGACUUCUACUGCUCCUAACACUACUGCUACUACUGUGCCUGAUAAUGUUUCUACCAGUACUACUGCUAUUUCUUCCACUACUCCUACCACUACUGUUACUAGCCCUUCUAUAUCUACUUCGUCUACUACUAUUACUACUGCUAAUAUUUCCACCAAUCCCAUUGCCAUUGCUUCUACAGCAAAUAGUACUUCCACCACCACUCCUAUUGUUAAUACUUCUCCUGAUAAUACUUCUAGCAGUACUACUGUUUCUCCUACAAAUGCCACCACUACUAAUACUACCACUAAUACUACUUAUACCACCACGUUUACUACUGCUAAUACUCUCACUAAUACUACUGCCAUUACUUCUACAACUACCACUACUCCCACCACUACUACUAUUCCUGAUAAUGUUUCUACCAGUACUACUGCUAUUUCUUCCACUACUCCCACCACUACUGUUACUAGCCCUUCUACAUCCACUUCGUCUACUACUAUUACUACUGCUAAUAUUUCCACUAAUCCCAUUGCCAUUGCUUCUACAGCAAAUAGUACUUCCACCACCACUCCUAUUGUUAAUACUUCUCCUGAUAAUACUUCUAGCAGUACUACUGUUUCUCCUACAAAUGCCACCACUACUAAUACUACCACUAAUACUACUUAUACCACCACGUUUACUACUGCUAAUACUCUCACUAAUACUACUGCCAUUACUUCUACAGCAAAUAGCACAACUACUACUCCUACUAAUACCAUUACUGCUGAAACCACUACUAGUACUGCUACAAUCAAUAAAGAAACAUCUACAGAAAAAUCUAGGGAUGUCGAGAUGUCAAGUGAAACAACAUAUACACCAAGUACUUCAAAUAAUUCUUCUGAAAAAAUGGCAACCUCUACAACACCUGAAAUGAACUCACAGGAAUCGACCGUGGCAACUAUGCAAGCAAACAACGGAUCAGAGGCUUUGAUGACAAAAGUAUCCAAUUCGACAGUAAAUGACGAAACCGAGUCAACGCCACUAAUCAGAUCUGAUGAAACAACGAUAUCCACAUCCGAGUCACCAGAAGCGUCGACCUCAUCUGGGUUAACAACACCAGCGUCAUUCCAAUCAGUGGCAACAAUUGAGUCAACAGUGCUUUCAUAUUCCUCACCAUUAGAGAUAUCUAUGUCAGCAACAACAACGACUACUCAGAGUUCAUUACCAACGUCAACAAAUCAACCAACUCUAUCAACAACAUCUAUGGAGCUUCAAUCAGUGGGGACAUCUGAGCCCAUAAAUUCAACGACACCCCAAUCAAAUAUGACAACAGAACCAACUACAACUCUGGAAUCAAAGUCAACAGAAAAUGUAUUGGGAUCUGGUACACCUUCAUCUGUAUCAAUAACAGAAACAGAGUCUACGGUUACGGAAACCUUGCAGUCCGGAACAGAAACUAGUUCACAUAAUGGAUCACAGUGA
Molecule: messenger RNA, 3342 nt
Organism: Schistosoma rodhaini
Lineage: Eukaryota; Metazoa; Platyhelminthes; Trematoda; Strigeidida; Schistosomatidae
Source: the annotation of a GenBank genome assembly